Myxozyma melibiosi is the source of this 2944-nucleotide messenger RNA. RefSeq lists its product as uncharacterized. The record is from RefSeq and is a predicted model, not a curated record. The transcript has a single exon. NCBI's taxonomy places the organism in Eukaryota, Fungi, Ascomycota, Lipomycetes, Lipomycetales, Lipomycetaceae. Bases 436 to 2775 code for a protein of 779 amino acids.
CGCGUCGCAAUUAAUUCGUCUGGUCGCUGGUAUUGUCGCUAUUGUCUUUAUCAUCAGUCCUUUGUUGUUCAAACAGGGAUUGUGUUAUUAUAGUCCAAAUUGAUUAAUCAUGGCGGGCUGUUCGGCGGUUCUUCAUCAUCAAUCUCAAAGUUUACAGAUCCACUGACGAUCAGUCUGAGAUUGCCCUGUUCACUCCUCUCCGCCGUCGUCCCAUCCAUAUCCUCCUCCGUGGAUCCUCCUGCUCCAGAUCUAUCACAACCAAGGUCUAUGCUGCCCGUUUCGGGGUUCACCCCGGGGCACGCAAAACUGGCCUCCCCACUCCACAUUGUCUUCGUCUAUCCCUUUCUCCUGGUCUUCUUCUUCCUCUUGCCUACUGACUCUAUUUUUCUUAUUCCCUUCGACCAGUCUCUGGUCUACUAGCGCAGUUUGGUCACGAUGUUCCAAGGCUUCACCCGCAAAAGCCAUUCUACAUUAUCGCUACCGCGAGCAUUGAUUCUGCUCACCGCGUUUGGAUUCAUCGCCCUUUCCGUAUCCUACGUCUUUUUCUCUGCAGACCUCGAGUUCCCACGUCUAUCCCCCUUCACUCUCUCGACAUCCUCUCCGCAAGUGGCAGCAUCGCCUCCCGGACACCACUUCGGCCUCACCACCCCCGAGGGCAUCCGCAGCUCAGUCAUCUUCCAGUAUGAGCAGAACCACAUGCUUAUGUCCGACCCGCAACCAUUGCGCCAUCUCCAGUACUGCUCCAAUCCCAAGCACACUGCCGAAUCCUCGACCGUCCUCGUCUCCGAGUCUGGCGAUGAAGGCACGCUCGCGCGCAUCGAUUUCCCAUGGUACGGUCCAAACACGCCGAUCCGGUUCAACCCGUCGAUUCUUCCGUACCCCAAGGGCUCGCCGAACCCGUACUUUGCGCUUGCGCGAUCGUCCGAUAAGAGCGAGUUUGAUAGCAAGGAGCCGGUGAGGAGUCAUAUGGUGUACUGCGACAUGGCCUGGGGAAAGAGCCAGGGUGCAGAGCGGCAGGUGCUGCAGUGCCAGACCGACCUAGUCACGUACGAUUUCCCGGAGUGGGAGUCGCCGAAGGGUUCGUGCCAGGGAAAGUACGCUGUUCUUUCAGAGAAGGUUGGCGCGACGGACGCGCGUCUGUUCUUCUCGCCCGAGGGCGAACCGCUCAUGAUUGUGGGCGACCAUGGCAAGGGCAACUGCUGGUCGCAGUACAUCAUCGACUUGCGCAUGAUCAUCCCCGACAUUGGGCGGAAGAUGAACAUCUCACACGUGCCAGUGCGAUUCAAAGAGCCGACAGAGCUUCCGCGGGACGAGUAUCACAUGAUUGAGAAGAACUGGUUCGUGUUCUUUGACGAGCACGACAAGCCGUACGUGCAGCGCGCGAUCGAGAACCGCUCGAUUUCCUCUAUCGAGUCGCUUUUCGAGGGCAGGUCCGACGCUGCCCAGAACCAGAACCUGCUGGGAGCGCACGAGACUCCGAAAUGCAUAAAGUCGCUAAAGAAGGAUUUUCAUGACCCGGACAAGCCGUUUGUGAAUGAGAUUCACCAGGGCUCAAAUUCGCUGCGCGUCACGCUUUGCGAUUUCCCGUGCAUUCCUACGAUCCACAAUACCGUCAACAUUGAGAUUUUCCAAAUCAAAUACCUCAGCUUUCUCGAGAUUUUUUAUCGGCGGUACGUGGUGCUUACGAAUAUCACGGCGCCGUUCAACGUCGUCGGGCGGUCGAGUAAUAUCAUCUACGUGGGCGCGGACGAGAAGUCGUUUAUCUUCACGGUCUCGAUGACGUGGGAUCACAAUAACCGACGCAACCGCGAUGCCUGGAACGACCACGUCUACGGCGGGAAAGAGGUCUGGAACGUGUUGGAGGAUCAGGAAGCUGAGGAGUAUGAAAACGGGCUGAACGAGAAGUUGUUGGAGCCGUCGUUUGAUGUCCCGAUUUAUUCGGACUCGGAUCCUAGUUCUGAGAAUGGAUUUGGCGGGCAUGAGGAUUUGGAGACGGGAAAGACAGUCUCUGCGAAUGACUACGAUGCAGGUAUGGACGAUGCCUCUGGUAGUCCCGCUAGGACAGGAACUCCCGCAGACCCAGCAACGCCCGACAAAAUCCCAUCAUAUGAUCCCCAGUUCAACAAAGAUCCCGCAGAGCACGAUGCGCUGCCACCAAUAACCGAGCUCUUUGACGACCAUCCUGAACUACGCAACGGCUCAACGGUAGGCAUGGAAAGCUAUGACAAAGAUCCUGCGAUGCACGACAAGACGGUCCCGAUCAAGGAGUAUUUGGAAAACAAGGCCGACAGCUCUCCGCUGUCAAUCGGCGAGGUGUAUGACGAAAACCCCGCACUGCACGAUGCGACUGACUCGAUCAAGGACAGUUUCGAGAAAGACCCUGCGUAUCAUGACCGUCUCCCUGUUCCCUCCAACGCGACAAGUAUCCCCGUCAAAUCAACCGAAUCCGAAGACGGCUUCGAGCGUUUGAAGCGCGGCUUCAGUUACAUCACGAAGCGGAUGUUAGGCAAGCGCAACACUCCGCUCGUGGACGAAGAGGUCGAGGAGAUGGCGUUUGAGGAGGAUACGUCGAUCAUUGACGCGUACGCUAGGGUCUACGGGAUGCCGAAUUCGACGGAGAAGAAUAACCUGGUGAAUGACUAUUAUCACGGCUGGCUGGACGAUACGGUUAUGAUUCAUUUGGGAAUUAGUGAUAGUGAUGGAGGGGUUAUGCAUGUGAAGGCAAGGAACUUGCUUGACUGUCUUACUUUGUGCAGUGAGGAUGAUGAGCACUGAGAGUUGGUUACUCUUUCGUGAAGGACGUGGUUUGUGUUUUUUGUUUUCUUUUUGUAUGAUUUUCUUGGUUUGGUGUUGCUCGUUUCAUUGUUACGGUUGUUUUCUCUAUGUUUUGGCCUUGGAAAUACAAUUGCAAUCAGUCCACUACGUCUGCACAGCUCAGAACGAU